Molecule: messenger RNA, 2843 nt
Organism: Colossoma macropomum (tambaqui)
Lineage: Eukaryota; Metazoa; Chordata; Actinopteri; Characiformes; Serrasalmidae
Gene: olfml3b
Product: olfactomedin-like 3b
Exons: 3
Coding region: 44-1285 (413 amino acids)
Biological process (GO): signal transduction
Source: RefSeq, a predicted model, not a curated record
UCUCUGUCUAAGUAAAACAUUCCAGUGGAGCUGGUGACUCUGCAUGAGGGCUUUUGCUUUUGCCUCUGCUCACACACAAAGACGACUAGGAGCUCUCCGUCUCUCAGCCAUGAUGAGAACACUUCACCUUGCCGUCGUGCUGCUUUGUGGCCUGGCCGCAGCCCAGCAGCAGGCCCUGAUGGACUACUUAGAGAGGAGGUUGCUGGCCAUCGAGGACCGCAUCUCCUUGUGGCAUGAGCAGACGAGCCGCUACACAUCGGAGCUGCGUGAGUUCAAGCAGCAGAUGGUGGCUCAGCUUGAGGGCCUGGACAAGAACAAGGAGGCGCUGCGGACCGAGCUGGACUCUGUGGGCGCACGAGUAGAUCGAGUGGAGCGGGAGAUGGACUUCCUAGAGACACAGAAUGGUGCGCAGCCAUGUGUGGAUGUGGAUGAUAAGUUGGUGGAGCAGCAGGUGACUGUGGCCAAGGAGAGGAACAAGGCCAAGUACGCCAAGCUCACAGACUGCAGUGACAUGAUCUCCAGCAUCAAAGCCAUGAAGAUACUCAAACGGAUGGGUGGCAGCAAGGGCAUGUGGACCAAAGACAUGGGCAGCUCCUCAGGCAAAGUUUACAUAUUCAACAGCACAGGGGAAGACACGUUGUACGAGUUCAGCUCUGUCCGGGACUUCACCUCUUCCCAAGGCACUUCAGCAGCCUCCGCCAUCCAGCUGCCUUCAGCCUGGGGUGGUAUGGGUCAUGCUGUAUACAACAAUCACCUGUAUUACGUGAAGGAUGGCGAGGAAAUAAGGCUGGUGAAGUUUGACCUGCAGAAAAGUAUGGUGGUGGACAGUGCAGUAUUCCCAGCUAAAGACCAGCUGCCAGUCUAUACCCUGAACCCAGAGACCUACAUUGACCUAGCUGCAGAUGAAGAAGGUCUGUGGGCCAUUUAUGCUACAAAAGAGAAUGAGAACCAUGUCUCUCUAGCCAAGGUGGACCCCAAAACAUUGGCCAUCGAGCAAAUGUGGGACACCCCAUGCCAAAGGGAGAAUGCAGAGGCUGCUUUUGUGGUCUGUGGCACCGUCUAUGUGGUGUACAACUCCAAGCUCCCAAGCCGCUCUCGAAUCCAGUGUGUUUUUGAUGUGAGUGACAUGGUGACAAAUGAUGAUGCUCCUACAGUGUAUUUUCCUAAGCGCUAUGGAACUCAUUCAAGUCUUAAAUACAGUCCCCUGGAGCAACUACUCUAUGCCUGGGAUGAUGGAUAUCAGAUUCUUUACAAGCUGCAAAUGAAGAAGAAAUUGGACGUGUAGGUGAUAUUGAACAGAAUAAUCCCGAUUUUUAUACUAUAGCUAUACUUCAGGUAUGACAUACUUGCUGAAGUUUCUUUCACAGUAGGCCUACCUUUGCUCCCUUUGAACUGUAAAGUACAGUAAAGGGUGUUUUUUCAGAUUUAGGGGAUCUAUUGGCAGAAAUUGAAUUUAGGAUACAAAACCAUGCUUUCAUUAGCAUAUAGUUACCUAUAAGUACGAACUGUGUUUUCAUUAGCUUAGAAUGAGCCCUUCUUAGCUACAUAGGGAGCAGGUCCUCUUCCAACACAGGCUGCAUGGAGAAUCAUGCAUAUUAUUUAGCACAAGAAAAAGCAAGGGAGGAUGAAUCCUCAUGGCCAAAUAAGCAAAAAAAGGAAGAAGCAACACAAAAUUGGGACAGACGAUAGCAGAAAACAAGGAUUAACACUGAUGUGGCGUUUCCUAGAGGUAAAUCACUGAUGUGGGACAAAUGUUUUCAGAGUCAUGCCGAAGUUACCUGUAUUCUGCUGGACAGGUAAUUUAGCAUUAGUAACCUUUUUAGCCAUGUCAAUGUUAAAAAAUAUCUCCGUGCUUCCAGGGUUGUCAUAUUUAUGCAUACCUGCUGGCCACCGUAGGAUCUACUACACCCUUAGAAAGGAAGGGUGAGGGAGUAUUUAGUUGGAGUCUCACUGCUAGAUGGCACUAAAUCUUACACACUGCACCUUUAAGGGUAAUUUGGAGACAGCUAAUUGUUUUCUACUUUUCCUGCCUACUUGCCCGGCCCCAUUCAUUCCUACUUUCAACCUUUGAGAUUGUAAUCUGGAAAAUUGCCAUAUUUUUCUCCUUUGCUAACUAUUACUUUACAAUUUUUCUAAAUUUUUGGACAAUUCAAUAAUUGACAUAUAAAGUUAUUCAGAAUGCUUUGAUGGGAAAUUGCAUUGUAGAAGUGCAUUGUAGAGAAACUUAGAGAAGUGUCAGGGGACUUUACAGUGGUACUGAUAGGUACCAAGGAUCAUGAUGUCUAUAACAUAAAUAUAGCCAUUUUAUCUGUCUUCAUGAGAAACCACAAUUACAAAAAAUAACGGUAAAUCUGAAUAAAAACAUUAUCUUUUUAGGGAAUAUUUAUCAUGUACAUACUUUAUCAGCUGAUGCUGAUAAGAAUGCCAAUGCCUGAACAUUUAUAAAAUGUAGAAACUGGGGCAUCUACCUGUAUUAGCAUUAUGGAGAAAUUUAAAAAGGGGCAAAAAUCAUAAAAAUGCAUUGUUAUCUACAGAUGAACUAAGGUGUAUUCUUGUUGUUAAAUGAAGGUGUUGUCUUGACCACUUACUAUACUGGCUUUGAAAACAACAGAUAAUUCAAACUGUUCUUGUAUAUUCCAAAAUGUACAACUUAUAGUUGUUUGCAGUUGUCACAGCAUUAUACUCUAAAUAUUUCCAUUUAUUAUGUUUAACAUUUUUUUGGUAGCUGUUUAUUGGAGUUACAUAAUUGUGUUAUUUACUGACAUUGUCCUAUAAAACAAUAAAUGACCAUGUAAUAAUAUUUACAUUUUAGAAGACAAAAAAAUCAUCAUGGCAUCACAGUU